Messenger RNA from Leptidea sinapis, 11281 nucleotides. RefSeq names its product zinc finger protein 665 (gene cg). The transcript is spliced from 16 exons. The record is from RefSeq and is a predicted model, not a curated record. Gene Ontology annotation, molecular function: RNA polymerase II cis-regulatory region sequence-specific DNA binding; DNA-binding transcription factor activity. Bases 488 to 3109 code for a protein of 873 amino acids. NCBI's taxonomy places the organism in Eukaryota, Metazoa, Arthropoda, Insecta, Lepidoptera, Pieridae. Gene Ontology annotation, biological process: regulation of transcription by RNA polymerase II.
UUAGUUUUUUGUGUGUGCGCUAGUAAUUGUUUUCCGAAAAACACAAUAAUAAUUGGCGAUUUUUCACACAAUAUACAUAUAAAUGGGGUUGUGUUUUAUGAUGAAAUGUUUCUUGGGAUUAGUUAACAUAAAUAAGUUAGAGUUAUUAUCAUAUUACGUGCAUGCCAAUGAAUUCUAUAGCGUCCUGUGCCGCGUUUUUUACUAAAUUUUAUGUUUAUAUCAAUGAAGAGAUUGUAGUAGAUCGCUAAAUAUUUACUGGAAAUGAUUGGUAGGAUGUAAUAUAAUCGUUAAUAACCGUCCCAACUCUAAAUUUCGGCGGUUGAUUGACGGGUGUGUUGCGUUAGUGUGCAAGUAGGUGUGUGAAACAUUACAUGGACAUAAUGGCAGAGCUGUCAUGACGAAACUGUUUACUUGUGUUGACUAUCGUGUGUUAAACUUGUGUUAGUUUGUUUAUUUUCAAUGCGGUGACAACUUAUAGUUUGCGAAAAUGUGUAUGCCAACACCAACAAAUGUGUCUGGCUUUGCUUAUUCGUGGGGUUUUACAAGCUCUGCGGAUCUCACGAAGUGUGAGGUGGACACACCAGGCAGUUUGAGUUAUACUUUAGGCAAUACGGUUUCUCCUGAGACAACCCUAACUGUUAUGUCCCAUAAGUCUCCGCAGGUACAGGAGAAAGUUGGGACUGUGACUGUGGCAUCUAAUAGUGCAGCUCAAGUUACUAGAGUAGUUACUACUGGCACACCAGGGGGAGGCAGAAGGGCUAUGUUUGUGCUUAAUGAAUCACCAACCCAAACAAUAAAUAGAGUUUCACAACAAAAUCAGACAACAAGUAUACAAAGUGCAUCAAAUCUUGCAUCUAAGCCAUUCAUGACUCCUCUUGGUCCAAUCCAGUUAACAGCUGAGGAAUGUAAUGAAAUAUUGAUGAAACGAGCCCUUCAAGCCCAAGGCAUCGCUACUCCAGUCAUUGAUGCUUCUCAGUUAAAUCAUACAUUACUAAAUGGUGCAAUAAAAAGUUUAGCAGAAGUGACAACCCAGCAAAACCAAACAGAAACAAUACAGACCACUCCAGUUCAUCAACAUCAUUUACUCCAUACAAAACAAGAACCAGGGACAACUAAUAAUUCACCAAAAAUAUUGUAUUCACAGACAGUGCAAAUGCAACCACAGCAGCAGGCCCCUGUGAAAGAACGCCCUUAUUCCUGUGAUGAGUGUGGAAAAUCAUUUCUUCUUAAGCAUCAUUUAACGACACAUGCAAGAGUGCAUACAGGUGAAAGACCACACGUGUGUGGACACUGUGGCAAGGCAUUUGCAAGGAAGCACUGUUUGAACACACAUUUGUUAUUGCAUUCCGCUGACAGACCAUACCGAUGUCAUGAGUGUAAAAUGGCUUUUACAUUGAAACAUCAUCUUGUUACACAUUCAAGGGUUCAUAGUAGAGAUCGUCCGUUUAUCUGUGGCGAGUGUGGACGAGGUUUUCCGUUGAAACGACAUCUAGUGACACACACGAAGUACCACGCUGGAGAGAGACCGUAUGUCUGCAAUGAAUGUGGAGAAAGCUUUGCGCAAAAGGAACAUUUGGUAAUGCACAGCAGGUUUCAUGGAUCACUGUCGCCAUUUGUAUGUCCUGAUUGUGGCCUCGCGUUUGCAAGGAAGUUCCAACUGGUGAAUCAUGGCAGGGUCCAUGGCAGAGUGCCCCAUGCUUGUCCAGUGUGUGGCAAGGAGUUCCUCCAAAAAAGAACACUAGUUGCUCAUUUGAAGAUACACACAGGAGAAGGAACAGUCGCCUGCUUUGAAUGUGGCGAAGCUUUCAAAGGUAAAGAGGAAUUGCAACAGCAUUGCAAAAUGACAAGGCAUUGCUUAUCGACAAACUCGACACAGAAUCAACAAACACAGACCCAGCAGCAAGUGCAGCAACAGGCGCAGCAACAAGCGCAACAACAAGCACAGCAACAAGCGCAGCAACAAGCACAGCAGCAAGCGCAACAACAAGCGCAACAACAAGCACAACAACAAGCACAACAACAAGCACAACAACAAGCGCAGCAACAAGCUCAGCAACACGCACAGCAACAGGCUCAACAACAAGCACAGCAACAGGUCCAGCAACAAACUGUUAUAAAACAGGAUGAAUUCAAGCCACAAAUUGUACAGGUUAUUGGUGCUGAUGGUUCAUUGAUAUCAGAGAAAGCAACCCCUGGCUAUGGAUGUCCUGAGUGUGGAUCUUGCUUUAAUACUAAGGAAGCGCUGUCGUUACACUUGCGGCUGCACGCGGGCGACCGCACGUGUGUGACGGACCUGUGCGCUCUCACCGCCGCGCUGCAACCCUCGCUCGUUGCGCACAGUGAGUACGCAGCCUUAGGUGAUCACUCUAAACUAUUGCACGAAGAUCAACCUAUCCAGAUCAUAUCCUCAAAUCAACCAAAUAAUGUCGUUCAUACACAAGUAAUAGCCACGAAUCCACCGAGACACGCCGUAGCGCUACCGAGACCGAAGUUACACUUCUGUGUGGACUGUGGGAAGGGAUUCUCAGCGAAGCAUGGUCUUCUGGCGCACCACAGGAGAAAUCCGGAGGGUAGUUGUACAUUACGGACGCAUGUGUGUGACAACUGUGGCAAGGCUUUCUAUCAGAAGAACCAUCUGAUGUUGCACCAGCGGCAGCAUAUGGACCUUCCCUCCAGAAACUCACAAUCACAGCAAGUAGCCCAGCAACAGGCGCAGCAACAAGCGCAGCAACAGGCGGCCCAGCAAGCGGCGCAGCAGGUUCAGCAACAAGUGCAGCAGCAACAGGUCCAGCAACACGUGCAGCAACAGACGCUUGAAAUGGACGACCAGCAACCACAUAUACAAGUGGUGACGAAUCGGUCUGGGCAGGUGAUAGGCAACCAGAUAAUGGUGGGCUCGCGGAGGCUGCUACCCUCACAGCUGCACAUAGUCUCCAGAGAUGGGAAACCGCUGCACCACAUCACCAAACGGGAAAAGUUAGACUACGAUGAUGUUAAAGAAGUAGGCGGCCUAGUGGUCGCAACUGGGCGAGGAGGCGGCCUCAUCAAGUACGAAAUCGCGAUACCUCAGAACAACUCCGGUGUUGUACAAGUGCAGCAACUUGACUGAGACGGGGACAGAACUGCCAACACCACACGACGGAGACAUUGAGUGACCUAUAAGUUAGUGUGUGAGUUGGCAUAUCAUGGACACUAGAAUUUCUAGAAAAGUGUAAUGAUAAGGCGUUAUAAUGUAAGUCCAUAACUAUCCAAAUGUUGUCAUUUUUAUUGAGUAUAAAUUCAGCUAAGUUGUGUCUUUGGCGAGUCAACAUCUUCUGAGAAUAUUUGUGGUGGCUGGAUGAUGUUGUUACUGGGAGGUCUGCUUCAGGUUUUUUUUACUUCCUUUAUGUUUUAUAUCCUUUAUUUAAUUACCUUAAAGGUAAAGUUAUUACAUAUUUUAUUUAAUAAAAUGCUCACAUAAUGCCUUUAUUUAUUUACGGUAUAUGUGAAUUGAUGCAUCUACGUAUGUAUAUGUACUCAAUAACUCUUGUGUUUAUAAUUAUUAAUUUACUUUUGUUUUUGACUUACUCGUGUAAGCCUUUCUGUUUUUGACGUUUGAGUAUUUUUAUUGUAAUUGAAAUGAUUGUUGUAAAUUGCAUUAAAAAUAAGAACUUGUGAAACCUAAUCUGUUUUGAAAAGAGCCUAAUUAGAGUUUCUUGCUCAUUCUUCUCUGAGGAAAGCUGCCUUCCAAUCGAGCUGUAUGAAAAAAAUGACAUAUUUCAAGUGUAAUAUGACUUACCUAUGAAAUAGAAAUAUUUUUGAUUUUGAUUUGAUUUGAGGAUGCCUCGUGUAGAGGCGAAACGCGUGUCGAAUUGGUUGACAAGGCAAAACUUGCUGAAUUUAUACUCAAUAAGAAUGACAACAUUUGGAGAGUAGAAUUUCGCAGUGUGAGUAGUAUUUUAAGACACAAUAACUGUUUUACGCAAGAAAAUUUGUUAAUGGUGAGACUGAGACAUGGUAAAUACAAGUUUUGGUGCUCUUACCAAAACUGACAUGUCUAAUUUUUUUACCUAGAUGGUAUACAUUUUAGCGUUUAUUCACGUAUGAAGUAUGUAUUUAAAUCAUAUAAUAAUAUAGAAACUAUUGCCACAUUUUAAGGUUGUUAAUAAAUUAACACCAAGGAUUAAUGUUAAUAAGUCACAGUUUUCCAAAAACUUGUUAGAAUAUAAGCGCUAGAUUUGUCAAGCAUAUCAAUAAUAAAUGAAAAUUAUACUGAAUUUGAUGAAUCAUGAAAAAAUCUAUUUCAUAUUGUAAAAAUAUCUGUGUUGCAUAGAUGGCAACAGUUUGUUCAAUGUUUAUCAUCAACUGUUAUGUUUGAAGUUCAAAUAUUUAUUUGAACCCCAAACCAAAUUAUAUUUAUCACAUUUUGUGAAAAGGUCAAAAUAAGCAGAAAUUGAGUGAGAUUUCUAUUAAUGUUCCUAUAUUCUUGAACAACUUGAAACAUACAUAUAUAUUAACAAAAUCGUACAUAAAGAAAAAAAACACCCAAGCGGCAACAGUUACUAUUUUUUUUAUUAAAAACGAAAGGCAUAAAAAUUUAUUACAUAACAGGUAUGAUGUAUGAUAAAUGUAAAAUAUUAUAAUAUGUUAAAGUGAUGUGUUUGUUAGUGAAUAUUUCUUGGUUGUAAAUGUGUAUAAAUAUAAUUGUAUAGUGUAAAAUACAGUUGAUAUAAUACUUUAAAUAUGUGAUAGGUCACACACAUAGACUUCCAGUUAUUGACAGAUGGUAGGUUAUCAAAUGUUAUACAAGUUAAAUUUUUAACCAAAAAUUUAUGAAUGAUGCGGGACUCACACCUGCGACCUCUCGGGUUCCGUCCGAGCGCUCCUACCAACUGAACCAACAGUAUUUAAGGGUCGUAAAUUUUGGUACAUCUUAUUCAACUCUCAGUAUCAUCUCAAGUCAAUUUCCUAAUAUGCAAUUAUUGGGGUUGACAGGCUGGCGUCAACUGUAAAGUAGAUCCCAUAGAUGGCGCCACAACCUGAGAGUUGAAUAAGAUAUACCAAAAUUUACGACCCAUAAGUACUGGAACGGUUGGUUCAGUUGGAAAGAGCGCUCGGACGGAACCCGAAAGGUACCGGGUUCGAGUCCCGCAUCGUUCAUAAAUUUUGGUUACAAAUUUAAUUUGCAUAAUUAAUCCCAGAAGUGAGGGUUAUCACUUUAAAAAUAACAAAUUGUUUAUGUUAUCAAAGAUUGAUGAAGACAUUGUCAUUGAAUGUGUUAUUGAAUGAGGCUGUAAUGGUGAUGGCCACUGAGAAUCUGGAAUCAUGGAAUGUGGACAGGUGUGAUGAAGGACUGAAACAUAUUGGAGAACUUGUGGUCCUUGAUUAGUCUGUCUAUGUCUCAAUCAUACUCAUUCUAUAGUGUAUUCUUUAGAUAUAUCAUUUUAAGCCAGUCUGGUCUUAAGUUUCCAUAAUAAAAAUCAUUCUCUUCGAGAUUUUUUGAAAUUUCUAAAAUACUGUAUCAUUUGUUUGAAAAUAACAAUUUAAACUGAAAUCUAUCGUUUGCGAAUUUAGUUGUACUUCGGCACGUAUAUAGUUUUCGUAUAAAUGUGGGCCUAAUAUUAUAGGAUGUAAUAUAUUUAAAAUGAUAGUGUUAUAAUUCAUACAAACACUGCCAAUUAACUGGUUCAUAACAUGUAAGAUAUUGUAAGACAAUAGUGAAAUGUAAAAAUAAGAGAAGAGAUAUACCCCUUACUUAUUCAUAAUAGUCUGCUAACUUAAAGCAUUGCUAAUUCUCGUUCUGUCUUCUUCUAUUGUCCUAAGUUAGAAUGAGAAAAAACACGUCUUAGCAACUGUUUUAAGUUAGCGGACCAUUAUGAGUAAGGGGGAUAGAGUUCGAGAUUAGCUCCAGCUCGUAUAAAAACGUAUAUAUACAGAGUUUCUAACAAAAUUCAACAAGAAAUAUUGAAACCUAGAACACCGUGUUGAUAAAAUGCUCGCAUAAUGCCUUUAUUUUAUUUACGGUAUGUGUGGAGUGAUGCAUCUACUGUUUUGUACCUACCCAUGUACCUACCCAUGUAAGGCAUUCAUUAAUUGAAGUUUUGUGUAUUUUGUUGCAUCACUUUGCAUAUAUUGUAAUUGAAAUGAUUUGUAAAAUUUUUAUUUGAAAAUAUGAACCUGUAAUACGAAUGAUUUUGAAAAGAGCAACCUUAGAGUUUAUUGCUCCUUCUUCUCUAAGAGCCUUCCGAACGAGCUGUAUGAAAAAAAUACAUAUUUCAAGUGUUAUAUAAUUUACCUACGAAAUAAAAUAGUUUUUAUUUGAUUUAAUUUGAUAACGUGGUUCAAUUUUGGUUGAGAAAUAUUAGUCGCCCAACAAAUAAUUUACGUUUCACACAUUUGGUUGCGAUGAAACGGUGUGUCAAAGCGAUCUUUAUAAAAUAUUGAAAAAAAAAGAGAUUUUUUUAAUUGUUUUUAUCUAAAUGUCUCUGGUCUCUCUCAUCUCAUAUUACACAGCUCACGAUCUCAUAAGCCUAUAUAAUAUAAUAAUGCUUAUUGCCAAACUAUUUUCGGAAUGACCAAAGUUUUUUUUUUAAAUUUAGUAACAAAGCAGAAAACAUUACGUGAUGAACAAGAAUUUUUUCAAUUGAAUUUUUCCGUAGUUGAUUCUUGUACGCAACAAAUAUACAACGAAUACACAGCCUAAAUAGCAAAAACACCUUUAAGAAAAUGGCCGUUCUUUCUCAUUUUCUUAAAAAAAUCGUCUUUGAGCGUCAUACAUACUUACUACGGCAUUGGCAAUAUCUGUACUUCUAUACUGUGUACUAAUAUAUUCACUACAUUUAUAUAAAGGCCGAUAGUAAAAUAUUAUUUAAUUUUUUUGUUAUUCGAUAAUAAUUCGAUAUAUCAUUCGGUAUAUAAUUCGAUAGUAACAUUUGUAUUCUAUUUGCAACUGCAGUACUAUUUUUACUUUUGUUGUUUCAUUCGUGUACCAAAACGCAGUGAAAUAAAACAGGAAAGAAAUAAGAACUCGGAAGAGUCUGAUUGUAUGUCAAUUCAUCGUGAAACUAGCAUUUUCAUCCAAUGACUUUCUACACACAUAGACAAAUCACGUCGUAUAAAAACCGCCGAAAUAUGGGACAUGUCACAAAUUACACCUUAAUGAGCUUCGACUGCUAUAUCUAUUAUACAUUGCCUCAUUUACUCUAGUUGUUUAAAAUAUUCUUGUUCAAUAAGCAGCAAUGUAAAACAUUAAUCUGUUCAGGUUACGUAUGUUGAAUUUGGAACUCGAUUCGGACAGUGACAGUUGACACAUGACUAAGGAGUGUGCUUACAUUGUCUUUAAGGCCACUAUCUCAAGAAAUUGUCAAAAUAGCGCAUAAUUGAAACCAUAUCUUGACGGUUUAUAUAAAGCUUAUAUUUUUACGAAAAAUAAUUAUAUAUCUACACAAUAUGAGAUGAAAAUUUUCUAAUUUUAUAGACAGUGCGAAAAAAACAUCACCAAACUACCCCUAACUUUUACAGUUGGAGCUAAUCAUUCAAUCUUGAAAAAAUUGUAUUAUGUUUGUAAUAAAUUAAAAAUGCUUCUAAUUCUGAAUUAAAACUAUUUCGAUCUUAUGCGAGAGAGGUAACCUAGCUCCGCUCGAUUCCUCAAGGCCGUUGGUUUGGUCCCCAGCCUUAAGCACAUUUUUGCCGUUCCGCUAGCAGACUGCGAAUGAUAUGUCCUUAUAUGUGUAUAGAACGUCGUUGUUUUCAUCAAUUGAGGCAUGGAGUUCUAUGGGUCACUUAAGUUAGAUGUACUUUGUAGAUUAUAGACGGGAUUAGUAAUGCAUAUAGCUUGUAAUAUACGGGAUGUUCUAAAAUUUAGAGCAUUCAGCUAUCGAAUGUAAAAAGAAGUAUCCGUGUAAAUUGUAUUAAGCUGUUAAGAUUUACUAUGCAUAGUAUUAAGUCAUUUCUAUUGUACAUAUCAUACAUAAUAGUUAGCGUAGCGAUUUGUAUCAAGUGUAAAAGGUAAUGAUGAAGCGUGAACUCUGAGAGCGUAUUUGUAUGUAAAUGUACGCACAUAUGGGUAUUCUAAGGUUUUUAUUGUAAUUCGGAGGUCGCUUCGAUUGUGUCGGUUUUUUUACUACUCAACUCUUUAGCCCAAAUUUUUGAUAUUAUAGGUCGUACGGCGUAUUUCUGAAAAAUAAAUAAAUACGCGAGUGACUUUUACCGAUGCACCGCGCAUUUACUUAAUUUAGCAGCACUGAAGUGAUUCGGUAUAUAUUCGCCCUAUAGUAUAGUGUGAAUUGAUAUCUAUAUUCAAAAUAUUCAGUUACUAACCAAGACCUCAGAGUACUACAGAGGUUUGUAUUCAAAAUAGUUUUAAUUCUUACGCUGCAUGCAUGCAUUUAUAAAAUAAAAGUGAUGGUGCGUGCGUACAUAUUAUGUACAUACACUUAAUAUGGUAUUUCUAAUGCUUUUAGUUAGAAGUCUGCUAAAGAUGCUUUUAUUUGUUUAAUUUUAUAUUUAUUUCCGAAUCGGGGUUGUGAUUUGCUAAACGAUUGAUCUAUACGUAACAAUACGUUUGGUACAGUGGGAUUAACGCCAUCAGGUGACUCGAUACGCAGACUCUAAACCACAUGUGGCGCCAUCUAUAUAUAGACUUAGCUUCUACUAUUACUAUCAGAAGUGGGUACUGUACUAAUAUUGUUUUAAUGUAACUGUUGUCAUAUAUGAAGAUUUUUAAAUAUAGAUAGAAAGUGCUUCACUUACCAAUUAACUACCAACAUCUUGCGAUAUUUCUAGAUUUAAACAUCUACCGAGGGUCUGUUCCUUUUGAAAUAUGUGCCGUUUUUGUCUUCCCCCUCAUAAAUGCACUAACCUAAUAUAAAAUAUUAAUGUUUUUAUUAAUUGAUAUCAAUCUCUCAUAUUCGAAGCGAUCGCCAUAAUAUAUAUAAACAGGCGGGCGUACACGUGUAUGUACGCAACCCGCGCACUAUAUAGUCUCCGCGAUAAGAUUGGGACAGACUGCCAUCUUUGUGUCGUCAUUGUGACGAACCAAUCAAAGUACACUUUGAUAGCUAAUGACUGCUUGCUGACACCACGCAGGCGAUAAUAUGAAAGGUUAUAUCACUGUACAAACGCGAGGCGGCUAUAUUAUAGGCGUUAUUUUUAUAGAUGCUUUUUUAAAAUAAGCUUCAGAAGUACACACUACCGUUGUUCAAGCAGUGCAGUGGCAGAAUGCGUUGUGCAAUGUAUAUUGUUUAGAUCUGAAUUUAUUUAUGACACUGUUGAAUAAUCCAGUUAAAGGUACUGUUAUAUUUUAAUUUUAUUUUCUAUACUCUUAUAUUACAUGGGUGAUAUUCAUGUUGUGAAUAUGUUUUUCAACAAAAGUUAUUACUGGUUUUAAUUUAUUGUUCUAGUGGGCAGAUUAUUAUGAGAUGAGAAAACAUAGUCUCUUGAAGAAAUUGCUUUAUCGUGGUUCAAAAAUCUUGUGCCAACUGAUGUUAACAUUUUAAUAUUUAUCGGAUGCAUUGAAUGCUUAUAUUCCAAACAUUAUUAAUUUAAUUGCAAAAACAAUUGAAUCAUAAAAACUUUAAAUUAUUAUUAUAUUUUCUUUAGAUUUCAUACAAAUCUAGUCUGUGUAAUGUUGUAUAUUAUGUGAGUUUGACGCUGGCAGUAAUACUAAUGGUCUAUUGCACAAAAUAUGGUGAUCCCACAUAUUGUUAUAUAGUUCUGAACUUAGAUAAUUUAUACGUCUAGAUGGAGUUCCUUGCUGUUAAACAACCGAUAACAACAGGCCAGGAUUAUUACUUAUAUUUAAUAAUAUUACUGUACUUAUAAUGUAAUAAUAUGAAUACUGUACUAUUGUAUAAUAUGUUACCGGCCAAACCCGAUUUUAGGACAAAUUAGUUUUUCUAGGCCAAUCAGUUAAUCCUUUAGAUGAUACGAUAAACCGGUACAGACUAGGUUAAACUACGUCUUACACUCGCGAUUUGGAUGACACUAAUGUGUCGAAAAAAAAUGAGAUUAGAACAUUAGUGCUUUUAUUUGUUUGAUUUUAUAUUUAUUUCCGAAUCGGGGGCGUGAUUUGCUAAAAGAUUGAUCUAUACGUAACAAUACGUUUGGUACUGUGGGAUUAACGCCAUCAGGUGACUUGAUACGCAGACUCUAAACCACAUGUGGCGCCAUCUAUAUAUAGACUUAGCUUCUACUACUACUAUCAGAAGUGGGUACUGUACUAAUAUUGUUUUAAUGUAACUGUUGUCAUAUCUGAAGAUUUUAAAUAUAGAUAGAAAGUGCUUCACUUACCAAUUAACUACCAACAUCUUGCGAUAUUUCUAGAUUUAAACAUCUACCGAGGGUCUGUUCCUUUUGAAGUAUGUAAAUUGAACAUUAGUUCUAAUCUCAAUUUUUUUCGACGUUUUCACAGCUAUCAUAAUCUAUCUAGACGUAUAAAUGAUUUAAGCUUAAAGAUAUCAUUUCCCUAAAUUGGGAAAAACUUAGGCUGAUUAAAUAUUUUAAUUUUAAUAAAGGAAUUAAAGCAGUCCACAAUUUUAUUGUUGGCUAAGGAAAUAUAAUGUACGAAAGAGAAACUAGUGUGUGUGUGGCGAGACAAGUAAGGAGACCAUUGCUGGUUUUGUUAGUAGUUGUUUACUGUGUGUGGUCCAUAGUAUGCCGUGGAAGAUACCUAAAGAUAGUUUAUUGCCAAAAAUAACUGAAUUAUUAAUUGUGUACAACAAUAAAAAGUUGUGAUGAUAAGUUUUUCUCUAUGAUAAUUUAUACGUCUAGAUGGAGCCUCUUGCUGCUAGGCAACCGAUGAAAACAUGCCAGGUUUAUUACUUUUCACAGCGGUCACAGUCUAUCUGGACGUAUAAAUAAUCUGAGGUUUUACUAUGUAAUCAAAAAAAACCCGUAAACGUACUAUACUUGGUAUUUUGGGACAAACCUGUUUGUUUCAUGAGCUGGGUGUGAACAUGUUGCUUAAGAUGUUUUCUUAGUCUAUGGUCCGUAUAACAGAAAGCAUCUUAAUUAACUUCAGAAUCUUAACUUCAUCUCAAUUCGGUAUGCGUUGACGUUAAAAUUUAAAAAGAGUGCUUCCGACCUUCAAAUCAACGUGAAAACUGUUUAAACCCAAAGACAGUAUUAUGUUUAGUAAUUAAUAUAUUAUGUUUGUGAAACAAUUAUAUGUCGCGAGCCGUGUCGGAGACGAUGUGAUGAAAAUUAUAGUUGUUUGCCAUUUACUUACACUGUAAAUAUUAUAAACAUAGUUGAUAUUCAUAAUUUUUUAUAUUAAAUGGAAAUUAUACAUAAUUGAAGAUGG